Molecule: messenger RNA, 1077 nt
Organism: Amphimedon queenslandica
Lineage: Eukaryota; Metazoa; Porifera; Demospongiae; Haplosclerida; Niphatidae
Exons: 2
Source: RefSeq, a predicted model, not a curated record
AUGUCCCCCUUCAGUUAUUCCCCAUCUCUGUGGUGCCUCCCUUUUAGCCUGCAGGAAGAAGUCUGGUGGGGUUCGCCCUAUUGCGGUUGGGGAGGUCCUACGUCGUCUGGUUUCCAAGUAGGAGUGGGAAUUCCCAAUGGGGCUGAAGCUAUUGUCCACUCCAUCAAGCUUCUCCUCUCAGAGUCAUCUAUUCCCCCUGGCUCUAAGUUCUGUUUGUCUUUAGAUUUUUCCAAUGCCUUUAACACCAUUGAUAGGUCUGUCCUCUUCAAGGAAAUCCGGUCUCGUAUCCCAUCUCUCUCCCGAUGGCUUGAAUGUUGCUAUGGAGAUCAGCCCCGCCUUCUCUUUGGUGAUUACACCAUCCUUAGCUGUUGUGGAGUCCAACAGGGUGAUCCUCUUGGCCCCCUUGCCUUCUCCAUCCUUCUUCUUCCUCUCAUUGAAAGGAUCAAGGCUGAAGUCCCUGAGCUUCUCCUUCACGCUUGGUACCUUGAUGAUGGUAUCCUUUGUGGCUCACCUACUGCUCUGCUGAAGGCACUUGAUAUCAUUGAUGAGGUUGGACCCUCCCUUGGCCUCUCCCUUAAUCAAUCCAAGUGCCUUAUUUUUGCCCCGCCAGCCUCCCUGCCUUCCUCGGUCCCUCUUCCUGAUAACAUUCCCUUCACUUCAGAUGGCUUUGUUGUUCUGGGUGCUCCUGUGGGCCCUCCCAACUUUUGUGUUUCUGUCAUUAGGAUGCGAAUUGAGAAAAUCUUCUUUGCCAUUGAACCUCUCUCCCUCCUUGAGGAUGCUCAUUCAGAAUAUGUCCUCCUUCGGUCCUGUUUGAGCCUUCCUAAACUUCAAUGUGUUCUUCGUUCCACUUCUCCUGAAGUCCUUCUCUCUAUUAUUGGUACGUUUGAUGAGCACAUAGCCCUGUGCCUGUCUAAUUUAAUUGGAGGUGGCCUCUCUCCUUGGUCUCUUCUCAAGGCUACUCUCCCUGUUCGAUUAGGAGGGAUAGGUCUUCGUCAGGCUUCUCUUCAUGCUCCUGCUAUUUUCUUGGCCUCAGUGUCUGCCUGCUCUCCUCUUAUCCUCUCCCUUUCAGGGUUGGAG